CACGUGGCCCUCACGGAAGUGACGAGCUCGCCACUCACAAAAUAACAGUUGGUUAGACGGAGUGGUUGUACAAGAACACAGUUCUAGUGAAGUAAAAUUUUAUGUAGCCGAUCAUGGCGUGUUCUUCAUCUCACGAUUACGUCUUUAAGUUGGGAGAACGUGGUUCGGGUCUUCAAGCUAGAAGAAUUCAAGAUUUCCACAAACUCCGUGAACAGUGUGUCGCAGAAGGAACUUUGUUUGAAGAUACAGAGUUUCCUGCUUGUGAUUCGAGCAUCUUCUUCAGUAGCACCCCCUCUAGACCUUUUGAAUGGAAACGACCUCAUGAGCUCACUGAGGAGCCAAAACUCUUCCACGAGGGUGCCACAAGGUUUGAUGUUAUACAAGGCGAGUUAGGUGACUGCUGGCUGCUUGCUGCAAUGGCCAAUCUAACCCUCAAUCAAGCUUUGUUUUACCGGGUCGUUCCUUAUGAUCAAGGGUUCGACGAUGACUAUGCUGGAAUCUUCCAUUUCCGUUUCUGGCAGUACGGCCGCUGGAUUGAUGUGGUUGUAGAUGACCGUCUUCCAACUUGUAAUGAUACUUUAGUGUUCAUGCAUUCUAAAGAACAAACCGAAUUUUGGAGUGCUCUUCUCGAAAAGGCUUACGCCAAGUUACAUGGAUCUUACGAAGCACUGAAAGGAGGGACAACAUGCGAGGCUAUGGAAGAUUUUACUGGAGGUUUAACAGAAUUUUACGAGAUUCAGAAAGCACCAGAUAACUUGUUUAGAAUCAUGUUGAAAGCCUACGAAAGAUGGUCUUUAAUGGGAUGUGCUGUAGAGCCGGAUAGUGAUGUCACCGAGAUGGAACAAGACAAUGGAUUAAUUAAAGGUCAUGCAUAUAGCGUUACUGCCAUCCGUAUGGUUGAAGUGGACACUCCAAGAGUAUCUGGAAAGAUCCCUUUGAUCAGAAUUCGUAAUCCAUGGGGUAACGAGUGUGAAUGGAAAGGAGCCUGGAGUGAUAGCUCUCCUGAGUGGACCAUGGUCAAUGAGAAUGAAAGAAAAGAACUAGGACUUACGUUUGAACAUGAUGGAGAAUUCUGGAUGUCUUUUAGAGACUUUCUCCUGAACUUCAACAGGCUAGAAAUCUGCAAUCUUAACCCAGAUUCUCUUGAUGAUGAGCCUCUCACACAGGUGUCCAAGAAGAAGUGGAACAUGCACGUUUUUGAAAGCAGCUGGAUUCCUGGAUGUACUGCUGGAGGAUGUAGAAACUACCCUGAUACAUUUUGGAUGAACCCUCAAUACCAGGUUACACUUGAAGAUGUUGAUGAUGAUGAUGAUGAUGAUCUUUGUACUAUGAUAGUGGCACUAAUGCAGAAACAUCACAGAUCGAAACGACAAAUUGGACAGGACUGUUUAACAGUUGGCUAUAUUAUCUAUCAUCUGAAUGACCCAGACAAUUUACCUAAACCAUUACCAAAGGAGUUUUUUGAAUCUAGAACUCCAGCAGCUAAAUCUCCUUCUUUUAUAAAUCUGCGUGAAGUAAGUUGCAGAUUCAAACUUCCCCCUGGCUCCUACAGCAUUAUACCUUCUACUUUUGACCCAGAUGAAAGAGGAGAAUUUGUCCUGCGAGUGUUCACUGAAAAAGAAAACAAAAUGAGCGAAUAUGAUGAAGAUGUUGGACUUAAGUCCCCUGAUGAAGAAGCUCAAGUUGAACAGAAUGAAGAGGAAGAAGAUAAGGAACAACAAGUAAAAGAUUUCUUUGCUAGCAUAUCUGGUCCAGAUCUAGAAGUUGACUGCUAUGAAUUUCAAGAAGUGCUAAAUUUUGCUGUGAAGCAAGAAUUUGACAUCGAUGAGAUUUCACUGGAUGUUUGCCGUAGCAUGAUAUCCAUGAUGGAUGUAUCCUUUAAUGAACAAUUGAGUGUUGUUAUAAUAUGUAUUUUCAGUGUUAUAAUUUAGUUAUUUGCUAGAAGG
This is a messenger RNA of Limulus polyphemus (Atlantic horseshoe crab), 1946 nucleotides long. RefSeq names its product calpain-B-like. The record is from RefSeq and is a predicted model, not a curated record. Bases 114 to 1931 code for a protein of 605 amino acids. The transcript is spliced from 14 exons. Gene Ontology annotation, cellular component: cytoplasm. Gene Ontology annotation, molecular function: calcium-dependent cysteine-type endopeptidase activity. Lineage: Eukaryota; Metazoa; Arthropoda; Merostomata; Xiphosura; Limulidae. Gene Ontology annotation, biological process: proteolysis.